Oncorhynchus nerka (sockeye salmon) is the source of this 4098-nucleotide messenger RNA. Its product is annotated as cardiomyopathy-associated protein 5. Gene Ontology annotation, cellular component: cytoplasm. The coding region runs from base 526 to 3135 and encodes 869 amino acids. The transcript is spliced from 4 exons. The record is from RefSeq and is a predicted model, not a curated record. Lineage: Eukaryota; Metazoa; Chordata; Actinopteri; Salmoniformes; Salmonidae.
GGUGCUGUCCAUGGUGCUGGACUUUGAGAAAAUUGAUUAUAAUAAGCAUGAUACUCCCUUGUUAAUUAUGCACCGCUAAAUGACAUUCUACAUGUGUCAAUUUCAAUCCUUCUUAUCUACCCUUGUUGUGUCAGACUGGCAGACAGCACCGUGCCAAUGGAUACAGGCUGGUGACAAGUAUUAUUUUUAGACCUGGCAAAAAAAAUAUUUUAAAAGAAGUGGGCGUCUUUUCUGCUGAUACUGCUGCAACUGAAUAUGACGUCUAUAGGUAGCCUACACACCCUGGGUCAGGAUACACUUUUCCCCCACAAAAAAUAGUUUUACAGCUAUAGUUAUUGGUCCUGUACUUAGUGUCAACUGUCAAGGGAUGACACAUUUUGAAACCCUGGAUGCCGUUCUUUCUAUUUCAAGAUUACGCUGAGCACAAAAUCUCUGAGCAAGUUCUCCAACUUGGAAUGUCAUCAACGUUGCUCUGCGGAGUGCCGAUAAGAAGCCAUUGAAAAUAGAUGAGAAGAACCUGCUACAAUGGAUACAAUGGAAACGGUGGAAUGUAUCAGGAUAGAUCCAGAUACUCUGACAAUGCUAGAGGAUGAUGUGGACAUCACAGAGGGAGUCUGCCAAAUCAAUGACGAGGUUGAGGAUCUCCGCAACAGUUUGCGGUUGGCGGUUCAGGAUGAGGCGGUGCGUCCCAAGAUGCAGUGCUUAAUGAUGGACCCCUCAUUCUCCAUGGUUACCGUGCAGGGCGAGGACAGCGGCAUCCAAUGGGAGACCAGCUCCAGCCGCUGCUCCACCCCUUGGGGUUCCGAAGCCGAACCCACCCCUACCAUCGCCUCGGAAUUCUGCUUUCCCAUUAAUGAAAGGUCUGUUUCACCUGGAUUAGGAUCUGGAACAGCAGGUAAAAUAACCUUUGUCAUGGAUGAGGCAAUGAUGGUGAGGAGGCCAAGGAUGAAAAUAAAUUGUGGAGGAGGACGCAGGAGCCGGGCUGACAGACGGGGACAGACUCCUCUGCCCACAGGUGAUGACUUAGGUGAGUUGGUUGAGAAGCCAGAGCUAGUGGAGGUCUCCCUGCCCAAUGUGAGGGCAGAGGGAGAUGGGGAGGAGGAGGAAACGACAGAUCCCAAAGAGGAGAAGAAGCAGAGUUUGUUCCGCCUGGUGUCAGAAGGCUCAGAGAUCCUGAACAUCAUGGUUCCUCCCAGGCUGGUGAGCAUUGACGAGGAGGAGAGCCAAGUCAUGGUGGACAACCUGUCUUACCUGGAGGAAUCCACCUUCACCAAACCCAGUAACGAAAUCAUAGAAGAGGUUUUUGAGGAGGACACCGCACCAUCAGUGGGGGGUGGAGAUCAAACGGUGGAACACACUGACUCCUCCCAUCUCACCAGGCCUGAUCAGACUGACCCUCCUGGGGCUCCGGUGGCAAAGCAGCCCAGACGAGGAGCCACCAGUGACAUGGACUACUUUGAGACAUUUACUCAGAUGGAUGAGCCUGCUCCAGGAGGCCCCACCAUGAUUGAAGAAGGACAGAAGGAGGAGGAAGCAGACUGUGGAGAGGAAAACCAGCAGGUGAGUGAGGAGCCGGAACAGCUCCAAGAUGCCGCACCUGUGACCGAAGACCUGGGAGGUUCCAGCACAGGCGUUAGCGGAGAAGAAAUCUCCAGUGACCAUCUAGAUGAGGUGUUCUACGGCGGUAUGGACAAUAUGCCUUCUAAGAACUAUCUGGAAGUAGAGGAGGGCGCAGUAGACAAGUCACCCAAGUCCCCUCUGAAGGAGAGUGGAUCGGCCCUCUUCGGCAGCGAGGAAACCGUCCUCACCCCCAUCUUCCUCCCCUCGGGACCCCCCAAAAUCAUCAACCCCACUCUGCUAGAAGAGCCUACGGCCAUGGCCUUCCUUUACACAGACCUGUAUGAAGAGGCGGUGGGCAGCAGGGAAGGAGUGAAGGAGGAAGACACUGAGAGUAUGACCUCCGAAAGGUCCUUCCACAGCAGACACUCAGACCGGGAGGCCAGGGGGUACUUGGAGAAGUUUGUCCUGAAGGACGAGACUCCCAUGGUGGAGCUGGAAGGGGAACCAGCAGUAGAGGAAGGCUUCAGAACUUGGGCACAGGAACUGUACACGCUGGACAGCUUUCUCUCCCACCCUGAUGAUAGAGAGAUAGAAGGGGAGAUCCAGGAGUCUGAGCAUGACAUGACAGAUUUUUUCCGGACGAACGCCAGUUCCUCUCCAUCUGAUGAUCGGUACAUCCCAUCACUGGAUAAAGAAAAGAACCAUGCAGAACGUGUGAAGGAGGACAAACAUGUUAAGGCAGACAAUGUUUUAAAGACGGUGCAGGAAGCACCUCAGCUUCAAGUGGUUAAAGAAGGGAAAACCACAGAGGAGGAGAACAAGAGUCAGGGCGUUGUCACAGAUUUAAAUGAUCCACCACUUUCUGACCCAGAGUCUUUCUCUGAGAGGGCUGGUGGGGGGAGUGUCACUGAGCCCCCCACAGACAAAGACCUCUCAUACAAACAUGAUGCUCCCACAGUGGAACUACAAAAACUCCCACCUCUGAGUGACAGUGGCACAAAUCAGGAAGCUCCAAAGCCAGUAGCCCCCCCUAGAAGGAAGCCAGCUGCACCUCACAAGAGCUCUCUGAAACUAGCGCCACUGGCUCGAGCCCAGACCCCAGUUGAGAUCCUAGAGGGAGGAGGAGAUAGAGGGAAGGAAGAGAGGGAGGAGGAGAAAGAGAAGGCUUCACCAGCUGAGACUGCUGAUGAAGGAGAGGGGGAUGGAGAGACAGGACAGAGGGAGGAGGAGAAAGAUAUGACAACACCAGUUGACGGCUCAUCCUCAUUUUACCAAUCCCAGAUUAUGCUGCUCUCAAGUAUAGCUACUGAACCAGUAAAAGCAGAGGAUAAAAAGACUGAAUUGGCUGAAGAAAACACAGAACCACCUCAGGCUGAGGAGAGUGACAGCCCCAAGCCAGAGGCUGACCCGGUAUUGACAGGACAGGACAGUAAAACAGAACCAGCUAAAGGAGAGGCUGAACCAGCCGAGUCAGCCAAGCUAGAAGUUGAACCUACAACAGGACCUAGCCAGACCACUCCUUCCGUUCCUGCCCCAGUGAAUGACCCAGCCAAAGGCGGAUGCAUCAUCCUUUAGCAUUAUUGGCUUUAUGCUGCAGCAAUUUGAAAUUGAGAGGUCAAAUGAUGAAUUGAAGUAAAAAUUACAGAACUUCAUAUUUUUUUCUCAACCUGGUCUCAGAGUAUUUUGUACUAUUCUGUACAUAAAUCCGAAACACUGCAUUUAGUAUGAUAUGUUAUGGGUCGCAUGGUAUGUAUUAAUUUGUGGAUGAUAUGUUACGAAUUACAAUUUGUAUUAUAUUUUAUGAAUUUGCAGAAUGUACAGUAUGUUACAAAUUUUCAAACUGUAUGAUAUGUAAUGAAUUCUAGCUAGGUGGCUAGUGGCUAACGUUAGCUAGCUGGCUAACAUUAGGUAGGCUAGGGGUUAGGGUUAAGUUUAGAAGUUCGGUUAAAGAGUUAAUGUUAGGGGAAGGAUUAGCUAAAAGGGUUAAGGUUGGGGAAGGGUUAGCUAAUAUGCUAAGUAGUUGCAAAGUAGCUAAAAGUACCAAGUAAUUGAAAAGUUGCUAAUGAAUUAAAUGCUAAAGUUGUCUGUGAUGUGAAAUUGCAACCAUUGGGUUGCUAGACAUUCAAGCCCACCGACCAUCCCAACUAACCAUCCUACUUUAAUUUUUCCUUAAGUAACCAUCUGUCUUAUGUAAACAACCAUCUGUCUUAUGUAAACAUACUAACAUACAUUAUUAUACUAAUUUUAGUGUCCUGGAUUUACAUUUACUAUGUUACGUCUAUCAGAUCAGGCUGUUUUUUCUGGAUAUUUAUUUUUAUGCAUACUUGCUUAUUUGACCAUUUUUAAACCGUAGCACAGUAGCACUUUUUGGUCUGGUUUCCCGGGCCCAGCCUAAACACUUUCAACUGAGAUUCUCUAUUAAGCAGUCAGUCAGACUCAUAGGUAACUGUUAGGUUAUUACCAUUUAACCAUUUCAUUUCUAAAUAAAUAUCUGAUCAUUUCUGAACUGUAAAAUAAAGUUCUACCCAUUUUCCUCUC